Aedes albopictus (Asian tiger mosquito) is the source of this 531-nucleotide messenger RNA. RefSeq names its product probable DNA-directed RNA polymerases I and III subunit RPAC2 (gene l(2)37Cg). Gene Ontology annotation, molecular function: DNA binding; protein dimerization activity. Lineage: Eukaryota; Metazoa; Arthropoda; Insecta; Diptera; Culicidae. The transcript has 3 exons. The record is from RefSeq and is a predicted model, not a curated record. Gene Ontology annotation, cellular component: RNA polymerase III complex; RNA polymerase I complex. Bases 140 to 451 code for a protein of 103 amino acids. Gene Ontology annotation, biological process: DNA-templated transcription.
CAACACACAGUAUCGUUCCCAGUCUCUGUGCGUGAGGGUGAGGUAAACACGCGAAUCUGUCAAAAUCGCUAAAGUUGUUUUGAACGUUCGUCAGCUUUCCACUGCACACAAUCGUGUUUUCCCAAUUUUAUAUCGCAAAAUGCCGAUUCUAGCUGAGCUUGCCGGUGACGAGAACAGUGGAGAGCACUCGCGCACCUUCGUUUUCGAAGACGAAGGUCACACGCUGGGCAAUGUGCUCAAGAGCAUCAUUUGCAGAUAUCCGGAUGUGAACUUCUGCGGCUACACCGUGCCUCAUCCGGCGGAAAACAAGAUGCACUUCCGGAUUCAGGCUGCCAAAAACGUCCGAGCCAUCGACGUGUUGAAGCGCGGGCUGGAGGAUUUGGAGCGGGUAUGCGACCAUACGAUUGAAACCUUUGAGGCGGCUGUGGCGGUGCAUCAGCAGAACUAUUAGAGGGUGUAUGUUUAGUUAGGAUUAAAAUUUACAAUUUAAAUUGCUGUUAUAAGUAAUAAAAACAAAGUUACUACCCACAA